Arvicola amphibius (Eurasian water vole) is the source of this 1830-nucleotide messenger RNA. RefSeq names its product zinc finger protein 58-like. The record is from RefSeq and is a predicted model, not a curated record. Bases 119 to 1507 code for a protein of 462 amino acids. The transcript is spliced from 4 exons. Gene Ontology annotation, biological process: regulation of DNA-templated transcription. NCBI's taxonomy places the organism in Eukaryota, Metazoa, Chordata, Mammalia, Rodentia, Cricetidae.
UGCAGCACUGCAACACCAUAGGGAGCAGUCCAGGAAACCCCUUUCCGGCUUUUGGUCUCUACAAGUGCGUCUUCCCCAAAGUUGGGCGACAGUCCGGUCCUACUGUGGUUUCCAGGAAAUGCUGUCAUUCUGGGAUGUUGCUAUUGAUUUCUCUCCAGAAGAGUGGGAAUGCCUGGAGCCUGCUCAAUGGAAUCUAUACAGGGAUGUGAUGUUGGAGAAUUACAGCCACCUUGAAUUCCUGGGUCUUGCCGGUUCUAAGCCAUUCCUGGUGACAUUUCUGGAGCAAAGACAAGGGCCUUGGGAUGUAAAGAUACAAGCAGCAGCCCCUGUGCAUCCAGGAACAACACCCAAUGAUUGUAACAAUUACAGCAGGGACAUUGAUUGUAAAUCACUCCUUAUUCAACGCCAGAGAAUUCAUACAAGGGAGAAACCCUACAAGUGUGAAGAAUGUGGUAAGGGCCUUAGUUCUCAUAAAACCCUUUCCAUGCACCAGAGACUUCAUACUGGAGGAAAACCCUACACGUGUAAAGAAUGUCACAAGGCCUUCAAUACUCGCUCAUCACUUUUUAUACACCAGAAAGAUCAUACUGAUGAAAAAACCUACAAGUGUGGAGACUGUGACAAAUCCUUUUACUAUCCUUCAAUGCUAAAGCAACAUCAGAGAAUUCAUUCUGGAGAGAAACCCUACAAGUGUGAAGAAUGUGGCAAAUCCUUUUGCUAUCCCUCAUUCCUAAAGCAACAUCAAAGAACUCAUUGUGGAGAAAAUCCCUACAAUAAUGAAGAAUGUGGCAAAAGAUUUUCCAGUUCUGCACGCUUUCAGGAGUAUCAAACAAUUCACACUGGAGAGGAACGCUACAAGUGUGAAGAAUGUCACAAAGUCUUUCGUUAUCACUCCGCUCUUAGGAUACAUAAGACAGUCCACACUGGAGAGAAACCCUACAAGUGUAAGGAGUGUGGCAAAGGUUUUUCCUCACCUUCAUGCCUUAGACGACAUCAAACAAUUCACUCUGAAGACAAUCCCUACAAGUGUGAAGUGUGUGGCAGAUGUUUUUGCUCUUCUUCUUCCCUUAGACGACAUCAAACAUUCCAUUCUGAAGACAAUCCCUAUAAGUGUGUAGAGUGUGGCAAAAGGUUUUCCUGUUCUGCAAGCCUUCAGGAACAUCAAACAAUUCACACUGGAGAGAAGCCCUACCAGUGUGAAGAAUGUCACAAAGCCUUUCGUUAUCACUCAGCUCUUAGGAGACACAAGAGAGUUCACACUAGAGAGAAAUCCUACCAUUGUGAAGAGUGUGGCAAAUGUUUCUCCUCAUCUUCAUGCCUUGGACGACAUCAAGCAAUUCACACUGCAGACAACCCCUACAAGUGUGUACAGUGUGGCAAGGCCUUUGUUAAUCUUUAUAGCCUUACUCGACACAUGAUAGUUCAUACGGGAGAGAAAUCCUACAAAUGUCUUAAAAAAUUUACUUCUUCAGACCUUAAGACACAUCAAGUGACUUAUUCUGAAUAAAACUCUAUGAGUGCGUGGGGUGUGGUAAAAUCUUUGCUAAUCAUUCAGAUCUUAUCCAACUCUAACGAAUCCAUAGUGGAGAAUAUUAGGUUAAUCAUUUUGAAUGUUGACAGGAACAUCUAAUUUCCAGGAGCACAAAUGCCAAGAAUGUCAUCAGACAACAGUACAGACUUCUUUUUGCUGUGAUCUCCACACCAGUUUGUUCAAGCAGUGUGUUUGAAACUUGCCUUGAUGAGUUUCUUUCUUCUGUAUCUAUAAAUGUUCCAUGAAACUGUUACCAUAUCAUAACUUUGUCUGUCAGGUAUCCUAAAUCUGAGAUCUGG